AUAGAACGGAUCAUUAACUGCACUGUACCAUCAAUUAGUCCAUUAUAAGAGGAUAGAGAUUAAGCUGUGUAAGUCCUGUUAUAUAUUUCAAGUGUUAAUAAGUCUUGUAAAAUUCACUUUUUUCUUGCAGAAAAGAUGAAAAGGAAUAUGCACUGAAACAGAUUGAAGGCACAGGGAUAUCCAUGUCGGCCUGUAGAGAAAUAGCACUUUUGAGAGAACUGAAGCACCCUAAUGUGAUUGCAUUACAGAAGGUUUUCCUUUCUCAUAGUGAUAGAAAGGUGUGGCUGCUGUUUGAUUAUGCUGAACAUGAUUUGUGGCAUAUUAUCAAGUUUCACCGUGCUUCAAAAGCAAACAAAAAACCCAUGCAGCUGCCAAGAUCUAUGGUCAAAUCACUACUUUAUCAGAUUCUUGAUGGAAUCCAUUAUCUCCAUGCAAACUGGGUGCUUCACAGAGACUUAAAACCAGCAAAUAUUCUAGUAAUGGGAGAAGGUCCUGAAAGAGGAAGAGUUAAGAUAGCUGAUAUGGGUUUUGCAAGGCUAUUCAAUUCUCCUCUUAAGCCGCUGGCAGACCUUGACCCAGUUGUGGUGACAUUUUGGUAUAGAGCUCCAGAAUUGUUACUUGGGGCAAGGCACUACACAAAGGCAAUUGAUAUAUGGGCUAUUGGCUGUAUAUUUGCUGAGCUAUUGACGUCAGAACCUAUAUUUCACUGUCGUCAGGAAGACAUCAAAACAAGCAAUCCUUUCCAUCAUGAUCAGCUUGAUCGCAUAUUUAGUGUCAUGGGAUUCCCUGCAGAUAAAGACUGGGAAGACAUUAGGAAAAUGCCAGAAUAUCCUACACUUCAAAAAGAUUUCAGAAGAACAACAUACGCCAAUAGUAGCCUCCUCAAAUACAUGGAGAAACACAAAGUCAAGCCUGAUAGCAAAGUAUUUCUUUUGCUUCAAAAACUUCUGACUAUGGAUCCGACUAAAAGAAUUACCUCAGAGCAAGCUAUGCAGGAUCCUUACUUCCAGGAAGACCCAUUGCCUACAUCAGAUGUUUUUGCUGGUUGCCAGAUUCCGUACCCCAAACGAGAAUUUCUUAAUGAAGAUGAACCCGAGGAAAAGGGCGAUAAGAAUCAACAGCAGCAGAACCAACAUCAGCAACAAACUGGACCUCAGCAGCAGCAAACAGCACCUCAGCAGCAGCAACCACAGCCGCAAGCAGCACCUCAACAGCAAAACAGCACCCAGACCAACGGAACUGCGGGGGGUGGUGGGGCAGGAGGUGGUGGGACUGGGGCAGGCCUCCAGCACAGCCAGGACUCCAGCCUCAACCAGGUGCCUCCAAACAAGAAACCACGCCUUGGGCCUUCAGGCACGAAUUCAGGCGGGCCUGUCAUGCCUUCAGACUAUCAACACUCCAGUUCACGCCUGAGUUACCAAAGCAACAUUCAGGGAUCUUCUCAAUCCCAGAAUACAAUGGGCUAUUCAACAUCAUCUCAGCAGAGUUCUCAGUACCAUCCGUCCCACCAAUCUCACCGGUACUAAAGAGACUUCUUCAUAAAGGGUGUUAGAAAGGAAUGAACUAACAAUGAGUGGACUCCAGCAAUAUGAAGUUCAUAACCAUGAGAAGAACCAAAAAAUGCAAAUUGUGAUGCAGAUUUUAGACUUGCAAACUUUUUAUUUACUAAUUAUUUUAAGACAAGAGACGGUUUUUAUUCUCUUUUUUUUGCCAUAAAGGAGAUUCUUGUGAAGUUUCCCUUCAGCUUGCUUUCGCAUGUGUUCCAUUGUGGUUAUACUCGAUCUGAUCUGAACCAAGCACUUAAACUUCUUUAACCUAUGGAAUUGUUGAAGGAUUCCUGGUGCACCUUUCUCGUGUUGUAGUAAUUGCCAUAAAUCUAACCUUUUCCAAAUCCUUUUACCAGGAUUUUAAAUUUUUGGAAUCUUGAACUCCUGGGCUUUUCAAGCUUGUAUAUAGUUAAUUUUUUUACUAGGCAGACCAGUUUAGCUAUACAGGUAUAAUGCACCUUUUAAAAGCACUAUGUUAUUUUCACAGGAUAUUACUCUUUUGCUCAUGGAUGUCAAGAACAGCAGAUUUUACUAUUCCAGAGUAUUUUAUUAUCUUUUUAGUAGUCUAAUUUUCAGAUGAGAUAUUUAAAAAAAAAGAAGAAAAGAAAAAUAUACAACCCAAGUCUCUGCAGCAGCUAUUACAUGUUAUGUGUUUGGAUUGAACACCAAACAGAAGAUUAUGAAUGUUCCUUUUACCAUUCAGAUGAGCAUCCCAUAGAUGAUUGGUCAUUUUCUUCCAAGUGAAUUGACUGAAGCUUUUGCUUUAUAUUAAGGUAUGGAAGCAAAGCAGAAGACAUCAACUUUUGUGGCUCCAGUAGAACAAAUGUGUCUAUAGUGUCUUCUUUAGUGAUUAUCUGUUACCUGCAGUGGUGUCUUGGCUCUGUGUUGAAUCUCUACAAUUGGGGUUCAGCAUUAAUGGGAUAAAGGGCAAAGGAGGCUUUGCCCCUCCUUUGGGGAGGCUGGGUGGAGGGACGAAGUGUACUCUAAUAUAUAUGUGCAUCUUUCAUUUGUUUCUUACCUAGACUUUGAUUUUGAAACUUGCAGCAGAAACAAACUAAAUGUGCUGUGGCACCUUAAAAGACUAAUAAUUUUGUUCUUGCAUUCGUAUCUGCCCAGUUGCAGAAGACUUGCAAUCAUGAACCUUGAGAAGCCAUUAUUGUCAUUGCUGUUAUUCCUUCAUUAUCCAGUUGAAGCAGAUCAAAUACUGAAAAAGGAGUAGUCGAACAAUGUAUUGAAGUUGCUUGGCCUUCUCAUGUACAAAAUGCAUCUGAUGUUGUUGUGUCACUGCGGUGAUUGAUCCAGAUUAGAUGUGGUAGAUAAGAUAUGCUAUAUUGAAAUGCUUUUUAAUCCUAAUCCAUGCUGUCCUUCCAGUGUUUUGGACUACAAUCCUUGCCAUUGGCUGUGCUAGCUCAAGCUGAUUAAGAAUGAAAGUUCAGGACAUCUUGAGGAGGGCACUAGGAAGGCACUAGGUUGCCUGUCUCUGCCCUAAGAUCUGACACAAAGUGUCCUGAAGAAAUAUUGUGAUCCUGGACAAGCACUUCACAUGAAAAAUAACAAAGCUUAUGAACAGAUCCGAUAUGUUGGAGACUUGUCAAAUCACUAGUUAUAGUAUCUGUGAACAGAAGCAACAUAGUCCUUCCCGUAUCUAUUUUUUUAA
This is a messenger RNA of Protobothrops mucrosquamatus (brown spotted pit viper), 3204 nucleotides long. It is a transcript of the gene CDK19, whose product is annotated as cyclin dependent kinase 19. The transcript has 12 exons. The coding region runs from base 183 to 1526 and encodes 447 amino acids. NCBI's taxonomy places the organism in Eukaryota, Metazoa, Chordata, Lepidosauria, Squamata, Viperidae. Gene Ontology annotation, biological process: protein phosphorylation. Gene Ontology annotation, cellular component: nucleus; cytosol; mediator complex. The record is from RefSeq and is a predicted model, not a curated record. Gene Ontology annotation, molecular function: RNA polymerase II CTD heptapeptide repeat kinase activity; ATP binding; cyclin-dependent protein serine/threonine kinase activity.